Nematocida ausubeli is the source of this 1128-nucleotide messenger RNA. RefSeq lists its product as uncharacterized. Lineage: Eukaryota; Fungi; Microsporidia. The record is from RefSeq and is a predicted model, not a curated record. The transcript has a single exon. Bases 1 to 1128 code for a protein of 375 amino acids.
AUGAAUUUAAUUGAUAAUAAUGAGAGCAAUAUGAUUGCCGGUCCAUCUAAUGGGUCUGACAUGGAAGUAAGAGUAGAAAAUCCACAGGAACUAACGGAGCAGCAGAAUGAUCUAAAGAAUGACCUUCCAACAACCUCUGCGGGUGCAAAUGACUGGAGGAUGGAGAUUUCGGAUGAAACUGAAGGAAUGCAUGCGGGCACAGAAGAAAUAAAUUUUAACAAUGAAUCUGUGUUGACUAAAACCAUGGAUGUCUUAAAAGACAAAGCAGGUGAAGCAUACAGCACACUUAACGAUAUUGAGAAAGCAUGUGCGAAGAAGGUUGCUGAGACAAUGAAUGCAGUAGGCCUCUCACUUGCUGGAGAAGCACAUGAAUAUACUGAGCUCGUGCCUAUGGGAGUAUCAGUUGUUGAAGAAGAUUUGCAGCACGUGGAUAAUGAUAAGAAAGGAACUGUGUAUGUUGAAAGUGGCUCUGGAGAAAACAACUCGCCGCCAUUAAGAAAUGCGCGUGUGAGUUCUUUACAUGGCGCAUUUGGUUUGAUAAGAACAAACAUUACACAGAAUUCUCCUCUGAAGAUAGUCUAUACUGUGCCGUUUUUUAUACUUGCCUCUAUUCUGUUAGGAAUGAUAGUUUAUUCUAUGGUUAUGAUAUUUGGUUUGUUUCUUAAAGAUUUUGAUUUUUCAUUCAAAUCAGUUGUAUUCGCACUGUCCUCGGUUGUGGUUGGCUUAUUCGGGAUUUUUGUAGUCAAAUGUACUCUGUCUAUUUUUGGAAUACUUAUUAGGGAUCUAUGGAAUAGAAAAACCAAAGGAAAUAUCAUCUCCAUACUAGGGAUUAUAUUAUGCACUGUUUUGGCCUUUGUAGUUGGCUUCAUCUAUCCUUUUUCAGGAGAGGUGCACGAGAUAGAAGCAAGCUUAUCUUGGCUGUUGCUCUUUCUUUUUACAAUUUUUGCGUUCUUUGCAUAUACAUUCUGCUUUGGCGAAAAAAUAAAGAAGGAGAUGCAUAAUCAGGAGGAUGUACCUAAGCUAGAUGAGGCUAUUUCAGCAUUAGGUAUGCUUUCUAUAUUAAUGACUGUUUCCAUUGUAUUAAUAUAUUUUACUCAGCCAAUAACCCCAAAUAAUUUGUUUGUUUGA